This is a messenger RNA of Clonostachys byssicola, 600 nucleotides long. The record is from the annotation of a GenBank genome assembly. NCBI's taxonomy places the organism in Eukaryota, Fungi, Ascomycota, Sordariomycetes, Hypocreales, Bionectriaceae.
AUGCACACCUGCCUGACCACCCCCAAAAGGCUCGCAACCGUCAGCUGCAUGCCCAUGACCCUCCCGACGGGCCCCAUCGCCGCCCUCGACACCACGAUCCCGUACACAAGCACCGCCACCACGCCGCACAGCAGCAACACCGCCACGAGCGCACCCCGUGAGGGAGUCGCUGCGGUGCUGGAUCUGCAUCCACUUCGCCCUCGACCCCAUCUGCGUCAAGACCCCCUGAGCCAGCGCCAGCGCCAGCGUCACUAUCAACGCGACCCAGGCCCCGAUCCUCUUCCUGCCGUCCCGCUUCUCCUCCCUGGCGGCCGUGGCCUCGUCUGCCUGCGCGGCCUGCGAGCCGGCCACGCGCUUGAGCCCCAGGAUGAGCUCCAGCUGCAGCAUGAGGAUGUACGCCGCGGUGAUGAAGCCGACGAGGUUCUUGAGCGGGCGCAGGAACCCCAUGGCGCGGGCGUGCGUCUCGACCGGCUUGCCGGACAUCUGGACGUCCAGGUUCAGGCAGUGGACGGCCAGCGAGAGCGGCAGCCAGACGACGGUGAGGAUGACCCAGCACGUCUUGAGCCAGCUGGCGGCCGAGCGGACGGGGUCGUUGGUUGA